GGCCUCGAACUUCUUCUUGAACCUGCGCUCUGACUUGCCGCCAGACUAACAAGGCAGCUCCAAACCAUACAUCACAUACCGUGUGCGUUUAGAGCAACCAGAGGUCGGAGGUCAGAAGACAUAAAGGUCCGGGGAAGAUCACAAUGCCGCCAUCUGAGACAGUGGAGGACGGAUGUCCGCAACCGACUUUCCAGGGCCGCCUCAAGCUCGAAAGCUUCAUGUUCAAUGGUGGUGCGACCGCUGGCGGGCUGCGGCGAAGCCCGCGCCUAUCGGUCACACCGUCGGCGACGGCCAGCCCUCCCGCGCCAUCGCCCAUCCCGACAUCUCGUUCACCGGCCAAGCGCAAAGCGCUUUCUCUCGCUGGCGACGGCGUCGACUCAUCGCCCUCGGCCUCCUCCUCAACUCCCUCCUCUCCUUCCUCCCGCCUCAAGAAGAAACGCGCCCGCCAAAGAUCUGGGUACGCCCCGCCUUCGACGUACGCCCACCUCCCCCUCCUCCCCGACGCCAUCGCGCCGAACCUGCUCGUGCUCUUCGUCGGCCUGAACCCCGGCAUAGAGACCGCGCGCACGGGACACGCCUAUGCGCACCCGACCAAUCUCUUCUGGCGGCUGCUGUACUCGUCCGGCGUGACGCCGCGCCUGUGCUCGCCGACCGAGGACCGGCAGAUGCCGGCACUGUACUCCCUCGGACUGACCAACAUCGUCGCGCGCCCCAGCAGGAACGGGGCCGAGCUGAGCAAGGCAGAGAUGGACGCCGGCGUGGAGAUCCUCGAGGAGAAGGUCCGCCGGUGGCGGCCCGAGGUGGUCUGCGUGGUGGGGAAGAGCAUCUGGGAAAGCCUCUGGCGGGUGAGGCAUGGGCGGGCGAUCAAGGCGGACGAGUUCAGCUACGGAUGGCAGGAUGAGCGGGAGAACUUGGGGCUUGUGCAAGGCGGGGUGCAGAAGGAGGAGGAAAAAGAGACAGGGGUGGACUAUAGCGCGGAUUGGAAAGGGGCGCGCAUAUUUGUGGCGACCAGCACGAGCGGGUUGGCGGCAACGUUGAGACCGAAAGAGAAGGAGGAGAUCUGGAAGAAACUGGGCGCCUGGGUCGAGGAAAGGAGGGCUCAGAGGGCCCAGGCUGCAGCAUCAGCAACCGAACCGAUAAGUCAGAGCAAUCUGAACGAAGGUUAACGAAGGUUGUAAAUAGAAAUUUCGCCCUCCCAUUCUGUCAGCGGAACGCUGGGGACCACGAGUUUCCCAUUUAUGUAUGGAUGUACACUAUACGGGAUUCUUCGUUAUCGACUACGGAAAGUCUGCAGCAGAACCAAUGACCUGGCGCCCCAACGAAGCCUGCCAAGGGCAGAAUAUCGUGCCCAUCGAUG
Molecule: messenger RNA, 1357 nt
Organism: Thermothielavioides terrestris NRRL 8126
Lineage: Eukaryota; Fungi; Ascomycota; Sordariomycetes; Sordariales; Chaetomiaceae
Exons: 1
Coding region: 144-1166 (340 amino acids)
Biological process (GO): base-excision repair, AP site formation
Molecular function (GO): mismatch base pair DNA N-glycosylase activity
Source: RefSeq, a predicted model, not a curated record